This is a messenger RNA of Ectocarpus siliculosus, 2643 nucleotides long. The record is from the annotation of a GenBank genome assembly. Lineage: Eukaryota; Phaeophyceae; Ectocarpales; Ectocarpaceae.
AUGGUCGCCGUGGAUAUCAAUGAUCUUCUCCGUCUGGAGGCGGAGCUGAAGACUUCACGUGAACGUGAAACAUCGUCUACUAGUCUAGACGCCAAAGUGAAUCUCCUCAAGUACCUUCAAGUCCAGACGGUACUUCAGUUUCAAGCAGCGUACGACGAUUUGUACUACGAGCUCAGCAAGACUGGAGGGCUUGAUUGCCUUCGCACCAUCGCCCCGGUUCCGUCGACGGGCGUCUUCCAGCCCAAGGUAUUUGAUCCACAGGACUGCGGUGAGGACGAGCAGCUUGAGAAUCAGCUACAGUUCUAUCUUGCGGACGCUGAGCUUGCAAAGGCGCAUUUGGACGAGCUCGUCAUGAACGUUGCGCAUGACAUGAGCAAAUACGAGGUUCAAUUCGUGGACGUCAAGUCACGGGAAAGCACGCGACGGAAGGCUAGCAGGUUCUGUGAUGGGGACGUCCGAAAGGUUGCUGACAUAGCUAGAGUGACUGUGAUCUGCACCACACCGGAGGCCCUGAAAGAGGCGUACUUGGCUAUCAUGGAGUUGCCCACGCAACAGGUUCUGCUGAUUAAGAACGGCUUCAAGUCUGACUGGAUGCCUAGCGGGUAUCGGGAUGUGAAGCUGAACCCCGUCGUGAACGAGCACCUAUGCGAAAUUCAACUGCACCUCCGCGAGUUCUUUGCAUUGAAGGGCGGCCAACACGCAGUGUACGAGUGGGCGCGGGAUCUCAACGUCACUACGGAUAUGCGCUGUGAAGACCUGUUCGAGACUUUGUCCGCCAAGGUUACGAAGGAGAUGCUGCACCUUGCUGGGGAGAACUGGCGUGGAACUGGGUACGUUCUACCGGACCUACAGCUAGCUGCUGGAGAGUACGAUCUGGCCGAGAAGAGCCAGAGACAGGCACUUACGGAUGCUGAGAACGAAGUACGGGAGGUUGAGGACCACGACAGCAAGGAAUCGAGAUGGGCAUUGGACCGCGAAAACGAGGCCAGGUCAAGACUCGCCACUGUUCUGGAUAAACAGGGCAAGUAUGAGGAGGCAGAGACUCUGUGCGUUCGCUCGCUGGCUAUCGAUGAGAAAGUGUACGGUCCUGACCACCCGAAAGUCGCUAUAGGCCUCAACAACAGGGCGGGGUUCUUGAGGAGUCAGGGCAAGUAUGAGGAGGCCGAGCCUCUGUACGUUCGGUCGCUGGCUAUCCGUGAGAAAGCGUACGGUGCUGACCAUCCGGAAAUCGCUACAAGCCUCAACAACUUGGCGCUUGUCUUGGAGAGUCAAGGAGAGUAUCGGAAGGCCGAGCCUCUGCACGUUCGGUCGAUGGCCAUGUGUGAGAAGUUAUUAGGUCCUGACCACCCGGAGGUCGCUAUAGGCCUCAACAACUGGGCGGAGUUGUUGAGGAGUCAGGGCAGGUAUGAGGAGGCCGAGCCUCUGUACGUUCGGUCGCUGGCUCUCCGUGAGAAGGUUUACGGUCCUGACCACCCGGACGUCGUUGUCGGCCUCAACAACUGGGCAGAGUUCUUGAACAGUCAGGGCGAGUAUGACAAGGCAGAGCCGCUGUACGUCCGGUCGCUGGCCAUCAGUGAGAAGGUGUAUGGUCCUGACCACCGGGUAGUCGCUGUAUGCCUCAACAACUUGGCGGCGUUGUUGUGCCGGCAGGGCAAGUAUGACGAGGCGGGGUCUCUGUACGUUCGGUCGCUGACUAUCCUUGAGAAGAAUUGUGGUCCUGACCACCCCGACGUCGCUACAGGUCUCAAUAACUGGGCGCAGUUCUUGAGACAUCAGGGCAAGUAUGAGGAGGCGGAGCCUCUGUACGGUCGGUCGCUGGCUAUCCAAGAGAAGGUGUACGGUGCUGACCACCCCGCAGUCGCUUCAGGUCUCAACAACUGGGCGGAGUUCUUGAGAGAUCAGGGCAAGUAUGAGGAGGCUGUGCCUGUGUACACUCGGUCGCUGGCUAUCCAUGAGAAGGUUUACGGUCCUGGCCACCCGGAAGUCGCUACUGCCCUCAACAACUGGGCGGGAUUGUUGAGAGAUACGGGCAAGUACGACCAGGCUGAGCCGCUUUACCAGAGGGCACAGGAGACCAUGGAGAAAUCGUUGGGGAGGGAUCAUCCAAACGUUGCGACAAUUUUGAACAACCGGGCGGGGGUGUUGAAGAAUCAGGGGAAGUAUGAGGAGGCGGAGCCUCUGUACAUUCGGUCACUGGCUAUUGAUGAGAAUGCUUACGGCCCUGACCACCCGGAAGUCGCUGCAGGCCUCAACAACCAGGCGGCGUUGUUCUACCGGCAGGAGAAGUACACCGAGGCAUUGCCACUAUUGGAGAGGGCCCUGUCAAUCCGUACGAAGCGCUUUGGGGAAAACCACCCACACACGGUUGAGACUCGAAACAACCUGGAACUUCUGCGAAAAGAGGUUCGUGCAUAAGGGGCCGUCUGGUAGCCAGAAGCCUCGUGCACAACGCAUUGAUGACGAGAAGGCCUGAUGGCGCUCACUGAAAGUUGUGUGGUCCAUGUGGCAUGUGUGUAGACGAGAUGGAAGAAGCUGCCUACCGUAGCGGUUACUGCAAGGGGGACGCUCCCAAGAGGCAAAAGGAAAUUGCCAUCCAGUGUAGCGAGACGUUAUUCGAGCGAAGCGAGAUUUCUGAUCUUGGCU